UGUUUAUUAACUUGAACAUACUUAUGUACAGUUGUAUUUACUGUAUUUAUAUAAUAGCGUAGUAAUUAUGUCUUUAUCUUGUGCGUUCACGACGUUGGUGCUAGCCAUUCACGUGUAUUUAGCAAUCGGCUGCCCACAACUCUAUGGCGUUCAAGCACCAUACCUAUUAUACUCGAGAGAAAACUGGGGGGCGGCCCCCGCCAGCGACAUCCAUCCGUUGAAGACGCCCGUCCCGUAUGUGAUUAUACAUCACACAUACUUGCCUGCGGCCUGUAACAGCACCCAGCAAUGUAAAGCAGCGAUGAAAUCCAUGCAGAACUAUCACAAUAGUUUAGACUGGGGGGACAUUGGAUACCAUUUCUGCGUAGGCAGCGAAGGUGGAGCGUAUGAAGGGAGGGGCUGGCACAAUCUCGGCAUUCACGCUGGUCCAGUGAACAAUUACAGUAUCGGAAUUUGCCUUAUUGGAGACUGGAGAGUGGAACAACCACCACGUGAGAUGCUGGAGACGACAAAGUCUCUGAUAAAUACAGGCAUUCUGAACGGUGCUAUCAGCCCUACGUACGAACUGAAGGGACACAGUCAGAUCAUGGCCACAGAAUGUCCCGGGACCGCAUUACUAGAUAUAAUAUCAAAGUGGGACCAUUACUCCGAGGAGCAAUUUGUUAUUAAUAAAAAAGAUAAUGUAGGUGAAGUGUGGAACUUAGUUAUGAUGGUUUUACUGAAAUUCAUGAUGUGCACAAAUAUUUUGGCCGUUGCUGUAGGUGCUCCUGCGCUGUUCAGAAAGGAUACAGACGAUAAUGAAGUGUUGACCUACGAUUUUCCGUUCGUGACGCGAGCGCAGUGGUCGGCUCGCACUGCAAAGCAAAAGCUGUCAUUGCAGACCCCAAUUCCCUACGUCGUCAUCCACCACUCGUAUACACCUCCCGCUUGUUAUGAUGGUCCAACGUGCAAAAAGGCCAUGAGAAGCAUGCAAAACUUUCAUAUGGACGAUCGAGGAUGGUGGGAUAUUGGAUAUAAUUUCGCUGUCGGAGCUGACGGUGCUGCGUACGAAGGUAGAGGGUGGGACGUUCUCGGAGCUCAUGCUUUACACUUCAACAACGUUAGCAUCGGAAUAUGCCUUGUUGGAGACUGGAGCAAUUCUCUACCCCCUACGAGUCAACUAAAAACCGCUCAGGCUUUAAUAGCAGCAGGAGUUGAAUUGGGAUAUUUGAAAGAAGAUUAUAAGCUGGUUGGUCACAGACAAGUCCGUGAUACUGAGUGCCCUGGGGACGUUCUCUUCAAUGAAAUCCAAACUUGGGAUCACUAUGCGCCUUUCCCGGCUUCGGCUGACGAUUUACCGGAAGUUGAAGAGCUGAAGAAAAUAUGAGGUUGUAUAUAUAACAUUAAAUUGUAGCAAUAUUUCUUAAAUAUAGUUCCCCCCGUGCGAGUACGACGGCCGAGUCCCGUCGCGUCGUGAUCCAUGCAACUGGGUCGAAAUAUCGACAAAUCCCAAAAUAUUAUCGUGGUAUGUUGAACUAUAUCUAAGAAGUGUAGAUUACCCAACAAAAUCUUAGUUUAAAAUUGUAUAAUAGCAAAUACCUUUAAUAUAUCCAUGACAUAAAGAGGCUCCUAUUAAGUAUAUU
Molecule: messenger RNA, 1622 nt
Organism: Pararge aegeria (speckled wood butterfly)
Lineage: Eukaryota; Metazoa; Arthropoda; Insecta; Lepidoptera; Nymphalidae
Product: peptidoglycan-recognition protein LF-like
Exons: 9
Coding region: 68-1366 (432 amino acids)
Biological process (GO): peptidoglycan catabolic process
Molecular function (GO): N-acetylmuramoyl-L-alanine amidase activity; zinc ion binding
Source: RefSeq, a predicted model, not a curated record